ACGCUGGACACACACCAGCCUGGGCACAGUGGAAGGAGCGGCUGCCAGCGCGCACGAGCUACAGCUGAAGCAGAGGCAUGGGGAUGGCGCAUGUCGCCCUGGCAGCGGUGCUGGCCAUGGCGGCAGCGGCGGCGACGGUGAGCGCGUCGCCGGCCCUGGGGGUCCAGCCGCUGUCCAAGAUCGCCAUCCACAAGGCCGCCGUUCACCUUGACCUCCACCGCUCCUCCGCGUACGUGCGGGCGACGCCGGCAGUGCUCGGCGGCCAGGACGAGGACACUGUGUGGGUCACCGUCAAGUACGGCUGGGAUAACCCUACCCCCGACGACUGGAUCGCCGUCUUCUCCCCCGCCGAUUUCAUCUCGGGCACGUGCCCUAACCCUGAGAGGUACCCCGCCGAGCCGCUGCUCUGCACGGCGCCUAUCAAGUAUCAGUACGCCAACUACUCGGCGAACUACCUCAAAGGUGGCAAGGGCACCAUCCGGCUCCAGCUCAUCAACCAGCGCGCCGACUUCUCCUUCGCCCUCUUCACCGGCGGCCUCGAAAACCCGAAGCUGGUGUCGGUGUCAAAGGCGGUGGUGUUCAAGAACCCCAAGGCGCCGGUGUUCCCGCGGCUGGCGCAGGGCAAGACCCACGACGAGAUGACCGUGACGUGGACCAGCGGCUACGACGUCAGCGAGGCCUACCCGUUCGUGGAGUGGGGCAUGGUCGGCGCCGCCGGCACGCGCACGCCCGCCGGGACGCUCACCUUCAACCGCGGCAGCAUGUGCGGCGAGCCGGCGCGAACGGUUGGGUGGAGAGAACCCGGGUUCAUCCACACGGCGUUCAUGAGGAACCUGUGGCCCAACAAAGAGUACUUCUACAAGAUUGGGCAUGAGCUCUCCGACGGAACCGUGGUGUGGGCUAAGCCCUACACCUUCCGGGCACCGCCAACCCCCGGCCAGAACUCGCUGCAGCGCAUCAUCGUCUUCGGUGACAUGGGAAAGGCGGAGAGGGACGGAUCAAACGAGUUCGCCAACUACCAGCCAGGGUCGCUCAACACGACGGAUAGGUUGAUUGAAGAUCUGGACAACUACGACAUCGUCUUCCACAUCGGCGACAUGCCCUACGCUAACGGGUACCUCUCGCAGUGGGACCAGUUCACCGCACAGGUUGCCCCCAUCAGCGCCAAAAAGGCCUACAUGGUUGCAAGUGGCAACCACGAGAGGGACUGGCCCAACACCGGUGGGUUUUUCGACGUCGAGGACUCUGGCGGCGAAUGCGGCGUGCCCGCCGAGACCAUGUACUACUACCCAGCCGAAAACAGAGCAAACUUUUGGUACAAGGUGGACUAUGGGAUGUUCCGGUUCUGCGUGGCGGACUCGGAGCACGACUGGCGGGAGGGGACUCAACAGUACAAGUUCAUCGAGGAAUGCCUCUCCACGGUGGACCGCAAGCACCAGCCGUGGCUCAUCUUCACGGCGCACAGGGUGCUCGGCUACUCCUCCAACUCGUGGUACGCCGACCAGGGCUCCUUCGAGGAGCCAGAGGGCCGGGAGAGCCUGCAGAAACUGUGGCAGAAGUACCGCGUCGACAUUGCCUACUUCGGCCACGUCCACAACUACGAGCGUACAUGCCCGCUCUACCAGAGCCAGUGCGUCAACAACGAGAAGAGCCACUACUCGGGCACCAUGAACGGGACCAUCUUCGUCGUGGCCGGCGGCGGCGGUAGCCACCUGUCGGAGUACACCACGGCGAUCCCCAAGUGGAGCAUAUUCAGGGAUCACGACUACGGGUUCACCAAGCUGACGGCCUUCAACCACUCGUCGCUUUUGUUUGAGUACAUGAAGAGCAGCGAUGGCAAGGUCUACGACUCCUUCACCAUCCACAGGGACUACCGUGACGUGCUCAGCUGCGUGCACGACAGUUGCUUCCCCACCACACUCGCUAGCUGAUGGUCUGGCCGUUCAUGGAGGGUCAUGCAAUAAAAUUGGUAAGCCGCACAAUUUAUAUGUACUAAUAAACAAAUCUCGUGGGCGUGAGUACCUGGUGUCCAACCGUCAUGGAGUAUCGAGCAAUAAAAUUGGUCAGCUGCACUAUUUAUACGUGCUAAUAAAAAGAUCUCGUGGGUAUGAGUUGGUGUUAGAUGUGCGCAUACUAAUCAUACAAGAGGCAGGUGUAUGCUAAUUAUGCUUUGUAACUCCUUGAUAUUAUAUUAUGGAAUGAUAAAAGCAUCAUUUAUC
This is a messenger RNA of Triticum dicoccoides, 2219 nucleotides long. RefSeq names its product nucleotide pyrophosphatase/phosphodiesterase. NCBI's taxonomy places the organism in Eukaryota, Viridiplantae, Streptophyta, Magnoliopsida, Poales, Poaceae. The transcript is spliced from 10 exons. Gene Ontology annotation, molecular function: acid phosphatase activity; metal ion binding. The record is from RefSeq and is a predicted model, not a curated record. The coding region runs from base 78 to 1931 and encodes 617 amino acids.